AUGAAAUUUUAUAGUUUAAUUGUAGUAGUACAAGUAUUGUACCUAUUUUUUUCUACUUCACUAACAUAUAAUGUAAAAUUUUCUGGAUGGUUUGAGUGUGGUAUUGGUUGCCGUUGUUCUGAUAGAGGUGCUAAUGGAUUAACUACUCAUCAUGUUAUUUGUAGCUGGAGAAAGAUUGAAACACAUUUUUUAACAUCAUUUCCUAAUAAACAUAAUGUAAGUACAAUGGAAAUAACAUGUCGAAGUCAUAAAUCAACGGGUCAAUCAUAUGGUAAAAAUGAAGGAAUGUUUGAAGGAUUUAGAAUGUUAAAUUUUUUAUCUAUAUCUAAUUGUUGGUUAGGAAAUUUACCAUUAAACUAUUUUUCAUAUCUUCCUUUACUUACAACUUUAAGAUUAGAACAUGCUAAAAUAGAUACUAUUCAUCCAUCUUUAUUUAAUACAAUGCCAAAUCUUAUGGUACUUAGUUUGGCAUAUAAUGAACUUAAUAGUGUUCCUAUUGCAAUAAAUUUUACCAAAUCAUUAAUUAAUCUUACAUUAUCAAAUAAUACUAUCAAUUUAAUACCAGAUUUUUUUAUAAAUUUAAAAAAUCUUGAAUUUCUUUAUAUAGAAAAUAAUAAUAUUGUUGAAGUAAGAACAUCAAAUUUACCUAAUUCAAUCAUAACAUUAUUUUUAAGAGGAAAUAAAAUAAGAAUAUUUGAUCAUCAUCCUAAAAAUCUACCAAAAUUAGAUACAUUAGAUUUAGGAAAAAAUGAAAUUGAAUAUAUUAGUUCAAGAUGGAAAACAACAAAUUAUUUUCCAACAACUCUUAGAAAACUUUAUUUAGAUCAUAAUAAGAUUUUUAAAAUCGAAGAUGAUAAUCCAUUUAGAGUUAUGCGUAAACUUAACUAUAUUAAAUUAAAUAAUAACUUACUUGAGAUAAUUAUUAAUAAAAAGUUGGCCUUUCAUAAUGAGGCUAUAGUUUGGAUGACUUUAGCUGGUAAUCCAUUGAAAUGUCAUUGUGAAAAUGAAUGGAUUGUUACUCAACAUUAUAAUAAUACGAGUAAAAUAAAAAUAGGAGAUUUGGAUGAUGUAACAUGUUCUGAUAUGUUAGUUCCUCAAAUAAGAUAUAGUAUUAAAAAUGCAUCAAAUGAUAAUAAUAUUUUAUGUUCAUAUGAUCAUAUCUGUAUUGAAGGUUGCCAAUGUUGCAUGUCACAAAAGCAUUGUAAUUGUUCAUUAAAUUGUCUACCUGAUUGUGAAUGUUAUUAUAGUAAAAAUAUAACAAAAUAUGGACCAGCAUCAAAUAAAAUAAAAUGUAAAGAAUUACGAUUAGAUAAAGUAUCAUUUUUACCUAAUGGAGUUACAGAAUUACAUUUAUUAAUGGAUAAACAUAGAUCUAAUGGUUUUAAAAAUAUACCAAAAAUGGAAUAUUUAAAAGUUUUAAAUAUGUCUGGUGGUAAUAUACUUACACUUGAAAGUAUAGAUUUAAGAAAAUUUCCAAAAUUAGAAACAUUGGAUUUAUCAAAUAAUGUUAUAGAUUCAUUAAUUGAGACUAAUUAUGAUAAUCUGGGAAAUAUUAAAAAUCUUAAUUUAGCAAAUAAUUUCCUCAAACAGAUUAAUGAUACUUUUUUAAAAUAUGUUACAAAUAAUCUAGAGAAAGUAUGGUUAUCAGGAAAUGGAACACGUUACAGAUGUGAUUGUAAUGAUAUUAAUAAAAUGAAUUAUCAAAUAUGGUUAGAAAGUUAUUCUAAUAGUAGAAAAGUUAUGGAUUUAGAAAAUAUAUUAUGUAGUAAUACUAUAAGUAGCUAUAAUUUAAAUAUGACACAGUUUUUACCUUCAUACCCUAAUAAUAAUAUAUGUUUAAAUGAAAAAACAACAACAAAUAGAGUGGCAAUUACAACACAUGAAAGUAGUAUAAGUACAUUAAAAAUAAAUGAUACCGGAAACAUCAAAAGAGAAGAAGAUCAUAAAAUUGAAAAAUGGAAUAAUGAUAAAAAAGAUGGUAAUAAUUUCUCAAGAUAUGAUGUACCGUUAGUUACUGAUUACCCUUCUACUAAAAAGGUAUUUGGUCCUGACAUAUCAGAUAAAAAAAUAGAAGAUAUAACAAAUUGGGUUGGUAUGAAACAGUUAUUGAGUCUUUUAAUUAUAGCUGGUAUAUUUUUUUUAUUAAAUGUAAUUUUUUACAUUAUUGUAUGCUAUACUGCCAGAAAUAGUAUUUUUAGAGAUAUACCUUUUAGAACACGUAAUCAUGAAGAAAAUGGUACUAGAGGCCCAAAUCCUGAAUCAGUUCCUUUAAGAAGUAUGAUAUAA
This is a messenger RNA of Strongyloides ratti, 2286 nucleotides long. RefSeq names its product Leucine-rich repeat and Leucine-rich repeat, typical subtype-containing protein. Gene Ontology annotation, cellular component: extracellular matrix. Gene Ontology annotation, molecular function: protein binding. The record is from RefSeq and is a predicted model, not a curated record. Lineage: Eukaryota; Metazoa; Nematoda; Chromadorea; Rhabditida; Strongyloididae. Bases 1 to 2286 code for a protein of 761 amino acids. The transcript is spliced from 5 exons.